Bradysia coprophila is the source of this 852-nucleotide messenger RNA. RefSeq names its product trypsin-1-like. Gene Ontology annotation, molecular function: serine-type endopeptidase activity. NCBI's taxonomy places the organism in Eukaryota, Metazoa, Arthropoda, Insecta, Diptera, Sciaridae. The record is from RefSeq and is a predicted model, not a curated record. Gene Ontology annotation, biological process: proteolysis.
AGAACCAUCAACAUAUACCUAUUUUCGACAUUAAGAAAUGAAGUCCCUUGUCGCUAUCAUUGCAUGCUUACUUUACGUUCAAUGUCUUCCGGCGCUGAACGAUAACGAGAUCUCUGUUAUUGAUGGACGUGAAGUGGACAUCACAGAAGUUCCUUUUAUGCUUUCACUCAGACGUCUGGGUCAUCACAUAUGUGGGGCUUCGGUAAUAUCCGAAUUCUGGGCAAUAACGGCUGCCCAUUGUGUAAUUAAAUCGGUUCCAUCACAGAUAACACUGCGUGGAGGUAGCACCAACCGUUUCCUCGGACAGCUGUUUCGCACCGAACGAAUUGUUCGUCAUCCCAACUUUAAUUUGAAUUAUGAAUUCGAUGUCGCAGUUAUAAAAACGAUUGAAAUGCUGGUGUUACCGAAUAAUUUUAUUCAACCGAUAGCGUUAGGUUUACAAGGUACCAUAACCGAACAUGAAUCUUUGUUAAAUGUUACCGGAUGGGGAAUGACUCAGUCUUCGGACAUCACUCUUUCGGAGAACUUAAGAAUGGCCACCGUAAGAUUCAUCAACCAUGCCGAAUGCAACACUACUUUAAGUGCCUUUGGUGGAGCUACUGUGAACAAUCUUUGCACAAUAGGAACAGUAGCAACCACAACAGGAGACUUUUGUCUCGGUGACGAAGGUGGUCCACUCAUCGAAUUCGAUGGUCUUACUCAACGUGUUGUUGGUAUUGCGUCUUGGUCUCCGGAAUGUGGUAAUUCUUGGCCGAGUGUAUUUACAAGAUUAACAAUCGCUUCUGUUAGAGGCUUCAUAUUUAAUAUAACAAACUUGUGAAUAAAAUUAAAUAGGAAUAGACUUGAAGGAAA